This is a messenger RNA of Nannospalax galili (Upper Galilee mountains blind mole rat), 4652 nucleotides long. RefSeq names its product slingshot protein phosphatase 2 (gene Ssh2). The coding region runs from base 237 to 4475 and encodes 1412 amino acids. Gene Ontology annotation, cellular component: cytoplasm. Gene Ontology annotation, molecular function: actin binding; protein tyrosine/serine/threonine phosphatase activity. The record is from RefSeq and is a predicted model, not a curated record. The transcript has 15 exons. NCBI's taxonomy places the organism in Eukaryota, Metazoa, Chordata, Mammalia, Rodentia, Spalacidae. Gene Ontology annotation, biological process: negative regulation of actin filament polymerization; actin cytoskeleton organization; protein dephosphorylation.
AUUGUGCCCCGCAGCUGCGAACCGCCCGCCUGCCCGCCAGCUGCCCGUUCGGCGCGUCAGUCCGCAAGAGUCGGGUGGUGGGUGGGGAGCUCGAGGCCGGCCCUGCGGCCUCCUCUUCCUCUCCGACCCCCUCACCCCGGACCCGCAGCCGCGGCCCCCAUCUCGGCUCCGUCAGCCUCCCGCCCCCCACACUCAGGACGAGAAUGCCCUGCCCGGAACAGCCCAGCAGCACCUAGAUGGCUUUGGUCACGGUCCAGCGGUCGCCUACCCCCAGCACCACCUCCAGCCCCUGCGCUUCGGAGGCCGACAGUGGGGAGGAGGAGUGCCGGUCACAGCCCAGAAGCAUCAGCGAGAGCUUUUUAACUGUCAAAGGUGCUGCCCUUUUUCUACCACGGGGAAAUGGCUCAUCUACACCAAGAAUCAGCCACAGACGCAACAAGCAUGCAGGCGAUCUCCAACAGCAUCUUCAAGCAAUGUUCAUAUUACUUCGUCCAGAAGACAACAUCAGACUGGCUGUAAGACUGGAAAGUACUUACCAGAAUCGAACACGGUAUAUGGUAGUGGUUUCAACUAAUGGUAGACAAGACACUGAAGAAAGCAUUGUCCUAGGAAUGGAUUUUUCUUCUAAUGACAGUAGCACUUGUACCAUGGGCUUAGUCCUGCCUCUCUGGAGUGACACCCUGAUUCAUUUGGAUGGUGAUGGUGGGUUCAGCGUAUCAACAGAUAACAGAGUUCACAUAUUCAAACCAGUAUCUGUGCAAGCAAUGUGGUCUGCAUUACAGAGUUUACACAAGGCUUGCGAAGUGGCCAGAAUGCAUAACUACUAUCCAGGCAGCCUGUUUCUCACCUGGGUGAGUUACUAUGAGAGCCAUAUCAACUCAGAUCAGUCCUCAGUCAAUGAAUGGAAUGCUAUGCAAGAUGUGCAGUCUCAUCGGCCAGACUCUCCAGCUCUCUUCACUGACAUACCAACUGAACGUGAGCGAACAGAAAGGCUUAUUAAAACCAAAUUAAGGGAGAUUAUGAUGCAAAAGGAUUUGGAGAACAUCACAUCCAAAGAGAUUCGGACAGAGUUGGAAAUGCAAAUGGUGUGCAACUUGCGGGAAUUCAAGGAAUUCAUAGAUAAUGAAAUGAUAGUGAUCCUUGGUCAGAUGGAUAGUCCUACACAGAUAUUUGAGCAUGUGUUCCUGGGCUCCGAAUGGAAUGCCUCCAACUUAGAGGACUUACAGAACCGAGGGGUACGGUAUAUCUUGAAUGUCACUCGAGAGAUAGACAACUUCUUCCCUGGAGUCUUUGAAUAUCAUAACAUCCGGGUAUAUGAUGAAGAGGCAACGGAUCUCCUGGCUUACUGGAAUGACACUUACAAAUUCAUCUCUAAAGCAAAGAAACAUGGAUCUAAAUGCCUUGUGCACUGCAAAAUGGGAGUGAGUCGCUCAGCCUCCACUGUGAUUGCCUAUGCAAUGAAGGAGUAUGGCUGGAACCUGGAUCGAGCCUAUGACUACGUGAAGGAAAGACGAACCGUGACCAAGCCCAAUCCCAGCUUCAUGAGACAACUGGAAGAGUACCAGGGGAUCUUGUUGGCAAGCAAACAGCGGCAUAACAAACUCUGGAGAUCCCAUUCAGAUAGUGACCUCUCAGACCACCACGAACCCAUCUGCAAAACUGGACUAGAACUCAACAAAAAGGAGAUUACCACUUCUGCAGACCAGAUUGCUGAGGUGAAGACCAUGGAAAAUCACUCACCCAUACCUCCUGUCUUUGUGGAACAUGUGGUUCCACAAGAUACAAAUCAGAAAGACCUGUGUACCAAAGAAAGAAUGAUCUGCUUGGAAUUUUCUUCUCGAGAAUUUCAUGCUGGACAGAUUGAAGAUGAAUUAAACUUAAAUGACAUCAAUGGAUGCUCAUCAGGGUGUUGUCUAGGUGAAUCAAAAUUCCCUCUUGAUAACUGCCAUGCAUCCAAAGCUUUAAUGCAACCUGGACAGGCCCCAGAAAUGGCCAACAAGUUCCCAGACUUAACAGUGGAAGAUUUGGAGACAGAUGCCUUGAAAGCAGACAUGAACGUCCACUUAUUGCCAAUGGAAGAGUUGACAUCUCGACUGAAAGACCUUCCUUUGUCACCUGAUCCUGAGUCACCAAGCCCCCAACCCAGUUGCCAGGCUGAAAUCACAGAUUUCAGUACAGAUCGCAUUGAUUUUUUCAGUGCCCUAGAGAAAUUUGUAGAGCUUUCUCAAGAAACCCGGUCUCAAUCUUUUUCCCACUCAAGGAUGGAAGAACUAGGUGGAGGAAGGAGUGAGAGCUGUCGACUGUCAGUAGUGGAAAUAGCCCCUUCCGAAAUGAUAGCUGAUGACCAGAGAAGCAGCUCUUUGAGUAACACUCCCCAUGGGUCUGAAGAAUCUUCAAUGGACGAGGAGCAGUCAAAGGCAGUCUCGGAACUGGUCAGCCCAGACAUCAUCAUGCAAUCUCAUUCAGAAAAUGCAAUUUCAGUCAAAGAAAUCAUCACUGAAAUUGAGUCUAUCAGUCAAGGAGUCGGGCAGAUUCAGUUGAAAGGAGACAUCCUCUCUAACCCAUGCCACACACCAAAGAAGAACACCAUCCAUGAGCUGCCUCUGGAGAGGGCACAGGCCCCCGAGAACAAACCCGGACAUUUGGAGCAUGAUGAACGUUUCUACAUAGUCCAGCCUGAACUAGCCAAAGACUCCGGGAAGUGCAAUCCAGAAGGCUGUUUGACCACAUAUUCAUCUACAGUAGACUUAGAAGAAGAGGAACUAGUUGAGGGAGAAUAUGACCAGGGCCCAGGGAUGCACCCUAGUGCCAAGUGGUGCCCUGGGUCUGUGAGGCGAGCCACCCUGGAGUUUGAAGAGCGCUUACGGCAGGAACAGGAGCACCAUGGUUCUGCCCCUGCAUGUACCGCGUUGUCCACUCGUAAGAACUCUAAGAAUGACUCUUCUGUGGCAGACCUAGUACCAAAAGGAAAAAGUGAUGAAACCACUCCAGAACAUUCAUUUCCCCUUAAAGAAGCAGAGAUGAACAAGAGCAAAGGAAAAUGCAGUGGGUUCGAAGCUGGCUCACACUCCCAUUGUGAACAGAAUGCCUCUGUUCUAGCCCCCGAGCUGCUGGAACAUCACCCUUUGCCAGCUCCUCAGGGCUGUGUUGGAUCAGAUACUAGAAUUAGUAAGCACCAAGGAGAUCUGAAAAAGCAGAAGACUGUGACUUCAUACCAGGCGUCCGAGACACAGGCCAUCCCUCUUCCCCUUCCCAAGAGGAUAGAAAUCAUUGAGUAUACACACACAAUUACAUCACUCGAUCACACUGGGCCAGGAAGUAAAAUAGCACCCAGCAAAAGUGAGGAACAAGUACUAAGGAAGGUGAAGAUGGAAAAGUCUAUCACUAUGUUUUGUGCACUGGAUGAAAAUCUGAACAGGACUCUGGACCCCCAAGUGCUACCUCUGCCUCACUCUUCCUCUGAGUAUGACAGGCCCACUGACCCAACUUCCAUGUUGAGAAGCCCAGAAGAUAAGGGCCCAUCAACAUCCCUGGAGACAGCAGCACCUUUAGAUAGUUGCACAACCCAUGUAGCAUCUCUUAACUUGGAUUGCCUGCCUCCCCAGGCCAUCUUUCACUUGGAAGGCUGCAUUGAGCAGAGUAGCACCACAAACAGUGAGCCCUCUACAAAGCAUAUUAGCUGGGAAGAAAGCCAGGAGGGCCUCCUUCCCAGUGGCAAUGAAAUGACACACACAGUCUCUCAGUUAAGUAAUGAAGACCUAGGUUUAAUUAGCAGACUUGGUGGCAACGUUGGGGUGUAUCAGAAAAAAACAGACCCAUCCCCUGAAGUCUUUCAAAUCCCACAUAGCUCUAGUAGUGAAAAUAUCAGGGGUCUCAGCCACAGCUCUGGUGUGGUAAAGGAACGUACUAAAGAGAUUGAGUCUCGAGUGAUCUUCCAGGUGGGGGUCACCAAACCAUCACAAAUGAGGCGCUCAGCAUCUCUCGCCAAAUUAGGUUACCUGGACCUCUGUAAAGACUGUUUACCUGAGAGGGAGCUUGUCACCUUGGAAUCACCUCAUCUCAAAUUGCUUCAGCCCUUCAUCAGAACAGACUCGGGCAUGCAUACCUUGAUGGCCCAGGAGCCCUCAGGAAUCUUUGGUGUCCCCCAGAACCCAGAGCCCACCAAGUAUUUUGUGGAGCAACUUAAAACAACAGAGUGUAUCGUGCAAAGCAAACCAGUGGAGAGGCCUCUUGUGCAGUAUGCCAAAGAAUUUGGUUAUAGUCAGCAGUGUUUGCUCCCCAGGGCAGGGCUAGAAUUGACUAGUUCUGAAGGAGGCCUCCCUUUGCUACAGACACCAGGACUACAGUGUGCAGGCCCAGCUCCAGGACUGGCCGUGGCACCCCGUCAGCAGCAUGGCAGAACUCACCCCCUUAGGAGACUGAAAAGAGCAAGUGAUAAAAAGCGGACAUCCAAUCCCUUCUAUAACACCAUGUGACUCUGAGCCUGUAUGUGUGAUUUCUAAGAGAAAAUAUAAAAGGGGCAGGUGUAAUAUGUAAGGAACAUGCACUUUAUUGGUUAAUUUUAUAUUUUGGUCAUUUUACUGUUCCUGGCGCAUGCAGGGUUUGAGUUCUGUGUGUGUGUGUGUGUGUGUGUGUGUGUGUGUGUGUGUGUG